GCAUGGCCCAGCCGGAGCCGAGUCCGACAUUCCGGCUUUUGUGGCGCUAGCAACAACAACAACAAUGAAAACAAGCCCACAGUAAUGCAGCAACCACCACAACUACUACUACGAACAACAACAAACGACUAGCAUAGCGACACGCGCACACGCCGUGCUUAUUCGCUUGCUACUUGUGGCGGACGCGCCUCGCCGCCGAGUCGCGGCCGGGGUUGGGUGGGGGGGUGAGCGUCCAAUGCCUGGCGGGGCCGACGGGGACGACGUCGCGUUCAUGUUUAAAGCUAUGCUGGAGAGAGACCCGAACAAGCGGCGUGUCAAGCCAGUGCAGAACCAGCUGCUGGAGGCAGCAUUUGGUUACGACAGCUCAGACGACAGCGAUUUCAAUGUCGAUGAGGCCUCAGGUUCUUCUGGUACAGAUGGUAGCGAUGCAGAAAGUAAAGCUUCUGAAAGCAAAGAAGAAAAAAAAAGCAAAGAUUCUGAAAGUGAAGACAGCGAAGAAGAUGGCCAUGGGAAAGCAAAAGAAGCAGAGGAGGACAAAUCCAGCUCCGAUUCGGAUCAGAAGGAAGUUUCAAGAAAACGUGAAUCUGGAGCCAAGGGGAAAGAGAAGGGUGGACGGCAGCAAUCGAAGGGGAGUGGUGACGUUGCAAAGAAGACCAGCUCUGGGGAGUCGGAGAGCAGUGACAGUGAGAGUGCACCUUCUGCUAAAAACUCGAAUGAUGAUGCACAAUCAGCCAAGGAUCAAAAGAGGAAGUGGAACUUUCGCCGUAAGCGCAGUACGCCAGCCGUUGUGCUGACAGAGCAGGACCUGGGCAACAUGGAUGACUAUGACAGCGAGGACGACAACGACUGGGACCCCGAGAAAGUUGGCAAACAAGGGGGUGGCUCCGAGUCGGAGGGCUCGGACGGCAGUGACGCGAAAGGGCAUGGCGGCAACGAUGACAGUGAGAGCGGCAACAGCAGCGACAAGGACAGCAAAGGCAGUGAUGAUGGCAGUGAUGACGAGGAGGAUGAGGACGGUGAUGAGAAGGAGAGUGCAAAGUCAGAAGAGCAGGAGAGUGGCGAUGAUGUGUCUGGUUCGGAGAGCACGGUGGAUAAAUCUGUUACCAUCGGGGAGCUCAUUGAGAAAGUAGCAAAGAAAAGGACCAAAGCUGAAGAGUCUGUGACAUCCAGUAAGACCUCUGGAGGCAGGUCUUCACAGAAGAUGCAGGAGGUGCUGAUCUGCAGCGUGUGUCUUGGUGAGAACAGUGAAGACAGCAACGAGAUUGUCCAGUGUGACAACUGUGGAGUCACAGUCCAUGAAGCUUGUUACGGUGUUGAUGGCGAGAGCGAGUCUGUGAUAAGCUCCACCUCGGAUAACUCAACAGAGCCCUGGUUCUGUGAUCCGUGCAAAGCCGGCGUUGUGCCCAGCUGUGAGCUCUGCCCUGCCAUUGAUGGCAUCUUCAAGGAGACAGAUGCUGGCCGAUGGGUUCAUGUGGUGUGUGCACUCUACGUUUCUGGCGUAGCAUUUGAGGACGUGGAGAGGCUAAGGCCAGUGACUCUCACCGAGAUGUCAUAUGCCAAGUACGGAGCCAAGGAGUGCAUGCUGUGUGAGGAGCGCCUGUUUUCCCGUACCGGAGUGUGCAUCAACUGUGAUGCGGGGAUGUGCCGGAGCUUCUUCCACGUGAUGUGUGCCCAGCGCGAAGGUUUGUUGUCGGAGGCUGCUGCAGAGGAGGAAAUUGCAGACCCAUUUUUCGCUCACUGCAAGCAGCACGCCGACCGUAUGGACAGGAAGUGGAAGAGAAAGAACUACCUGGCCCUGCAGUCCUUCAGCCGGCAGAUCCGCGAGGAGAAGGGAAAGGCUCACCCGGGGGACAUGCAGCAGGCACGCAUAGAUGCAAAGCUGCAGCUGUACCGGGCGCGCUUCGAGCUGGCGAAGGGAACGCGGCCCAGUCCUUGGGUUCCCCGCGAGAAACUGGCGCGCCCACUCACCAGCAGCGCCUCGGCAGUGCGCGCGCUCCUGCACAAGGCACAGCUGGCGGGGGUGUCUACGGACAUCAUGCCGGCCGACACCACGGAGCCCGGCACUGGCGACGGCCGCAGGAAGCAGAUCCGCCACCCCACGCUCACAGCCGACUUUGUCACAUACUACCUGGAACGGAACAUGCAAAUGAUGCAGAUCCAAGAGAAUAUUUGUGACCAGCGGAAGCUGAAGAAUGAGCUGCAGAAGCAAGAGAAAGCUCUGCGGACCAGCUAUGGUGGGCUUAUGGAGACCUUGGACACCUUGAAGAGUCUGAACAAUAAACUCCAGCGAGAAGGGCACACCUUGUGGAGCACCCUAGGGCAGAUUACUGGACAGAAACUGACGCAGCCUUUAGUACUGCGAGUACUGAGGGAGCAGAAAAGUAGCCUCAUGAAAUCGGGUCAAGAAGCAUCUGUGUCCCUCCCUCAGAUUCUGCACAGCUGUGGCAUUUGCCAGGAGAGCAGUGACCAGCACCUGCUCACACAGUGUGACACCUGCCAACGCUACUACCAUCUGGGCUGCCUGGACCCCCCUCUUACCCGCAUGCCACGCCGCAGCAAGAACAGCUACUGGCAGUGCUCGGAGUGUGACAGGUCGGGUAGUAGCUCGUCGGAUGGUGACGCGACCGCGGAGACACUGUUGGACAGCAUGAAGCGCUCUCGGCGACAGGUGAGGGAGCCCAUCAAGUUUACGCAGCUCCCCGACUCCCCGUCCGAGGACAAGAAACAUCUACAGAAGCAGCAGCGGUCAACAAUGUGCCCUAAAAAAAGGUGUGCGAUUGGAAAGAGACGGAAAAGAGGACGGAAGAGAAAAGCAAAGGAAGAAGAAAUUGAAGAAGAGAAACCCAAGGUUUGUCCCAAGCCAAGAGAGCCCAGGCAUUUCGGUGCAAAAAAACCAAAGGCGGAAGAGCAGCAAAUACAGUGCACGACAUGUGGCACCUCGGGGAGCAGCGACACCACAGUGAGGUGUGAUCAGUGCACCCUGAAUUACCACUUUGGCUGCCUCAACCCACCCCUUAAGAAGUCGCCUAAGCAGUUCGGUUAUGGUUGGAUAUGUCAAGAUUGCGACUCCACGCCAUCAGAGGCUGCCAAUCCAGGUGGAAUUUGGUACACGAGGGCCGUUACGGAGGAUGAAAACAACGACGAAGACCAAAAGGAAGACGAGAACGGUGCGAAAGGAAACAAGGAAGAAUCCACCUCGCCUGCCAUGAAGAAAAGCGUGUAAUUAAAAUUGUUAACCUCAAGUUGCGUGUCCUUUUAUCGCCUGCAGUUACAUGAAGCGUAGAGCAUCUUAACAAUGUGGUGUUGUAUAGCGUCAAUAUUUAGAAAUGUGUUUGCAUUCUGUUGGUUCUGACAAUAUUUCCAGGGGAACAGUUUACAUGAAUUUCCACACUACGUGUCAUAAGACUUGAGUUUCAGAAAAAUGGGUCAGAUGCUUGUACAAAUUGAGUACGAACGUUCCAAGCCGCACAUGGAUACAAUGCAUUCGCCACUAUUAGCGAUGUUAUUUUACGUAAGUUACCCUCGUUCGCAAUGUAUUUUUACAUAUUGUUUCUAACAUUUUUUAAAAUUCUCACAUUUUUUAUUUUAAUUCCAGCCCAUUCAGAUACCCUUAAACAGCCUCCUUCAACACGUAAUUUUCGUCAAAACGGGGUCCAAGCAGAUGCUCCUUUAAUUCGGGAAGCUGGGGAAAGUCACUGCAUUCCAAUUUGUGGAGAAUAGGCAGAAUGUGGUAGUUUGACAGCAGCCUUUGCAACUUACAUUGUGUGCUCUAGGGCAGCGGCCCCCAACCUUUUUGGCACCAGGGACCGGUUUCGUGGAAGAUAAUUUUUUCACGGACCGGGUUGGGGGGGUGGUCAUCAUUGGGUCUUUCCCCCUUUUCAAAGAAGCUCUCCAGCGAUGUUUGUUUUUUUACUCAUUUUGGCUUGGGGUUAGCAGCUUGUGGGCUUACCAACACUGUGAUUGAGACAAGUGCGGGAAAGAAGCGUGGACGGAAGUAGUCAAUAAAAUAAUGGGCGGGCCACCGCUCACCUGCUGCUGUGCGGCCCGAUAAAUGACAAUGCUUUCGGGCAUUGUCAUUUAUCAGCUCUCAUCUUACCUUUGUGCUUUUCUUUGAUAGACUAGUGGUCAGUUGAUGGAGCAAGUCUGCAUAAUUAACCUAUGAUAGUCUUCCUUGUGUAGCGUAAAGUAAAUAUGCAACACACCUUUAGCAUCCCAAAAAUACUGAACAUAAUCUUCUCUGCAGGGCACUUUGAAUGUCUUGCGUUUGGGAGAAGUUGAAUGUUUCUUCUGCAUUGACCACCAGUUGGUCUCAGAGUCAUUAUCCUAAAUUCAGGUCUCAUCACCAGAAAUAAAUUGACCCUUAAAUCUCUCCCAGUCUGCCUUCAUUAGGUCAGGAUUGUGAUGAAAAGUUAUUAGAUGUUGUCCUCUUUGUGUCGCCUUGCUCAUUUGCCAAUAUGAGAUUCCACCAAUUCCACACCCAAAGUGGCAGCUAACUGCAACAGUAAAAAGCUGAUCUUUCAAAACCAAGUCUUGGACAGCCUCAAUGUUUUCCUCACUGACUGAAGUUACAGGCUGCCCUAACCUGGGGUCAUGUUCAGGAGUAUUUCUGCCGCCCCAGAAUUAUGCAGCUCAACUUUUAACGAUGGCGUAUGAUGGUGUCCCCCUUCACAUUUUAUAUUAAUUCAGACAUUUCCGUUGGCUCAGUGUGUUCUAGUAUAAAAAAAAGUUAUGACAGGAACCGCUUGAUUUCAUCUGCCAUCAUAGUAUACCUGCAGUUGGUGGAUAAAUUAGGAACAAAUCAAUUUAGUAUAUUGUUACCCAACUGUUUUGAGUAAUCUUAACAUAAGUUGCAAUAAAAUUAAUGGUCUCUGGUAUUUCCUUGAUACAUUUGGCUCAAAACAUUGUGCCACCCUUCCAUUUUGUGCUUUAUUUAAGGCACUUUGCAAUGCCAUGGUAUUGAAGUGCCCUAUAAAUGCAAGCUCUUGAUCCUUUAAUUUUAACUGAAUAUUUUCAGUAUUGUUACAAUGUUGAUAACAGCAUAGUGGUUCAUCAAAAAAACCUGCCCAAACUGCUCACCUGAAACCUGGAACGUGUAUGUAAUACGUGCAGAAAAUGUCCAACACGUGUUUCUUAUAAAAUGCCUUCCAUUGUUUUGUGGCGAAUGACAAUAAAAAAAUAAGGCGAAAAGUGCCCCACCCCCUUGCCUCUAGAUUAUUGUCAAAGUAAUGCGUUCAAGCAAUGAGUAAAGUGCCAGAUGAAAACUAUAUGCUGUAUGACACAGAGACGUUACAAUACCUGGACUACAAUCUUCUUGCCACAUGUCAUGGGUCCAUGUUAUUUGUAAGAAUUCUGAUGUUAUUUCACUCGUACAUAAUUUGUAAUUUACACAAUGUUCUGCCACCUCCAUGACUCAUGCACAUUUCCCAAGUAAAAAAAUAAACAGUUGGGAUUUAUCCCAUUUUCGCUUUCA
Molecule: messenger RNA, 5470 nt
Organism: Lethenteron reissneri (Far Eastern brook lamprey)
Lineage: Eukaryota; Metazoa; Chordata; Hyperoartia; Petromyzontiformes; Petromyzontidae
Gene: PHF14
Product: PHD finger protein 14
Biological process (GO): regulation of transcription by RNA polymerase II
Source: RefSeq, a predicted model, not a curated record